AUGAUCAAACCAUUCGAAGAUCCUCCGGUAAUCGGUGACUGGUGCCGAGAAAAACGACUAGGAAAUGGAGCAUUCGGUGUGGUCACGCUCUGGAGGAACAAACAGACGCAGCAAACCGUGGCGAUAAAAAAGUUUCACAUUCUGCAAGAUAAGAACGAGAUCACCGAUAAGCACUGCGAGCGCUGGCGAAACGAGGUGAAACUGAUGACGGAAAAGGUGCAGAACGAUAAUAUCGUUCGCGCGGUCGCGGUGCAGCCGAGUUCCUUUAUUCAGGAGUUGUUGCGCAGCUCUGCAAACGGACUUCCGCUGCUCUGCAUGGAGUACUGUGAGGGAGGGGAUCUUCGCCGGGUGCUAAACCGGGUGGAAAACUGCUGUGGUUUGCGCGAGCAGGACGUCCGAGAUGUGUUGCAUUCACUGCGUAACGCCAUUGCGUACCUGCACAGUUUAAAAAUAACGCACCGCGAUAUAAAACCGGAAAAUCUGGUCCUGAAGCAGCAGGGCGAUCGUUUCAUCUAUAAACUAACGGAUCUGGGCUACGCUAAGGCACUGGACAAGCAGAGCCUGAACGCAAGUCUGGUGGGAACGGUGGAGUACAUCGCGCCUGAUUUGAUCUAUUGCGAUCGGUACAACUGCUCGGUGGACUACUGGUCGAUGGGCAUUAUUGGGUUCGAAAUAGUGACGGGCGUGCGGCCAUUCAUACCCCACGCACCCAUCACCCGGUGGAUGAUGCACGUUCAGCAGAAGAAAUCGGCCGACAUCGCGAUCACGGAGGAUAGCCGAGAGAACUACACAUAUCAUACGGAGAUGUUUGCGGAGAAUCACAUUUCCAUCAGUCUGCGGAAGCAACUGGAACGAUGGCUCGUGUUGGCACUGGAGUGGAAUCCUAAACGGCGUGGUUACGCACCACAUACGGUUUCUCCCAUUGCAGGAGCUGGUGAAUCUAUUUCGAACGGAGACACGCUACCAAAAGUGGUUACAUUCGCUCCAGAAAAAGAAAACGGCAACGGUUCGCCGGCUCCUUCGAUGGUUUUGAAAAUCUUCUCCCUACUGGAUCAGAUACUGGCGAAACGGUUCCUGACGCUGUUUUCGCUGUACGACUGCCGAUGGAUUUUCCUCGAAGUGACUGAGGAAACCAGCAUGGAAACGUUAUGCGAUCAGGUUUACCAAGCGACGGAUAUACCGGUGGGUGAGAUCGACUUCAUUCUGCCACUGGAGCAGAAACAACCGCGUGUGCAACCGGACACGCGCCCAAUCGAUCUGUACCUACCGAACUUUUACGGCAAGCCGAUGGUUUUUGUGAUGAAUCGAAGCUGCCGGGCGAGUAUUGUGCAGCGCGAUCUCAAACCCUGCAUACCGAAAAGUAUUACGGACGUGUUUCAGAACAUCAAAAGCAAGCUGAAGCCGCACAUGCUACGGCACUUCAUUGCCAAUGCGUACUACUUUAUCGCCAACGAGCAGCGGCUGUACGUGUUGCUACUCGAUGGCAUCCGCAACUACGGGCUGAUGCUGAACGACACCAUCGCCCGGCACAAGGAUGAGAUUAGCCGCAUGAACAAAGUCGUGUACGGUAUUCUGGGCGGCGUGGAGUACCACAAGCUUACUUUAUCUCAUGCGCGCGAUGCACUCAACACCGCCAAUCGAAUACCGUCAAGCACGUUCGAGACCGCCCGGCAACAGUGGGAUGAAAAGUGUGCUCGCAUCGAGACAAACGUUCGAAAGCUUGCGGAAAUGGCGGAUAAAAUCACAAAGCGAUACGAAUCGGUGUUGAAACGUAGCCGGGACGUGUUGCGGCACGCCUUGCUGGACGAUUUUGAGCAGCAGGAUUACUUUGGGUUGAAAAACGUCGAGGGACGGUAUGAGCAGUCGCGAGCCAGAAUCUUGGAGAGGAUCACCAAUGAAAAAUCUCACAUGGACAUGUCGCAGGCCGUGUACGAGUGUUUGAAGCGGCGAGAUGUGCUCUUACGCGACGCUGGCUUUCAGGAAUUGCAGCAGCAACUGUUAGAUAUACGCCACGAGAUGCAGGAAAUCGGAAAGGUGCUGGAAAAGAUAUUGGAACUGACGGAAAGGUACAAACGAGAGCUGGCCCGUCUAACGUUAGAGCACCAGGAUGGUGUAUGGAAGAUGCUGGACGGCAGCUUCCACUCCCACAACGGGUCACUCUCGAAUGGGACCGGUUCUGAUCUCGGGCGAAUAAUACCAGGUUCGCUGGAUAGCCGCCAGGACAGCUUAACGCCAAAGUUUUUAGUUGGUGGACCAAUGACACCACUGCAGGCCUCCAUCGGAAGCAGUAUCAUUAGUGAGAAUCUCCUAGGCAUAGACGAAGGUCCGAAUGUGGAGGAUUUGAUUGCCGCAAAUCAUACGUUGAUUAUGACAACAAACGAAUUGUUGAGUGAUAGCUUUAUGAUGUUGAAGUGAACCUUCGUUACAUGGUUGAGAUUUAUCGAUGUUGAAUGAUAAGAGUACGAGAGUGAUGGAUGUGAAUUGAAUUCACAUUUCCAGUAAGCGUGCCUGAAAUACGACAGCAAUUGGUGCUACGAGUGGCCAUUACGCGAAUGUUUGGAAAGUGUCCUGUGUUGUUACCAGAUUUUAGGGACAAUUUUAUCUUACUUUAUGCGAA
Anopheles nili is the source of this 2617-nucleotide messenger RNA. RefSeq names its product inhibitor of nuclear factor kappa-B kinase subunit beta (gene IKKbeta). The transcript has 6 exons. The record is from RefSeq and is a predicted model, not a curated record. The coding region runs from base 1 to 2415 and encodes 804 amino acids. Gene Ontology annotation, cellular component: IkappaB kinase complex; cytoplasm. Gene Ontology annotation, biological process: positive regulation of transcription by RNA polymerase II; peptidyl-serine phosphorylation; tumor necrosis factor-mediated signaling pathway. Lineage: Eukaryota; Metazoa; Arthropoda; Insecta; Diptera; Culicidae. Gene Ontology annotation, molecular function: ATP binding; IkappaB kinase activity.